AAAAACGACUUUCUUAUCUAUCCCGAAAGUAUAUUGAUUAACAUACGAUAGAUUAGAACUAAAUAUGACUACAUAUUGAGAGUUCACGUGGAUAGAUUAUAGGAGACGGAGUGACGUUUGUAGUCUAGACUAAACGCAGAUUAAUAGGAUUAACAUAUCGUAUAAUACUGUUUUACAAUAGCACGUGAAAGACCUUCAAGAACAUUUUCUCGAAUUCCUGAAUGAUUUUUCAAGUGUUCAUUUCACUUCCAGCCAAACGAGCUAAGAAUGUAAAAGUCAAUAAAGGAAAACAGUUUUAUGCAGCCAGCCAUGAUGCACUAUGGCUUAUGGAUCCACCCAAAUGGGCUUGACAAUCGUUGUUAUGGGAACUACAUAGAUGAAACUGCUUUCCGUCAUCAUGCAGAACCUCCUGAGGAAGAGAGUGAGCAAACUGGUGAUGAAACACAUGAUACUACAACCUCUGCAACUUCUGGGGAGCAUAGCUAUAGUGCAGAUUUGUGCUUUCGUUAUGAAUUUGCAGCAAAACAGUUAUUUAAGCUUGUCUCUAAUGCAGAAGGACUAUUUAAGAAACUUGUUGUUAGCAAUAAGUUACCACAUUCAGAACAGGAUUUAAUCGAACAGUGGCUAUGCAUGGAACAAGAAUAUGUAGAAUGCAUUGCUAGUGACGAAACUGCUAGUCUACAUGGGAUUGCAGAGAACACCAGGCGUUCCUUGGAACGUAUUGAAGAAGUUACAGAGACUGAUGAGAAAACAGAUGAGUCUGGACAUAGAACAGAAUUCCAUAAUGAGUCAGAGUGUUCGGUAUCAGACAGUGAAGUUUCUGAUGAAGAGGAGGAGGAAGAAAGUGAUGUUGGUUCAGAGAAUCCAGAUUUCUUAGAUAAGUUAGAUGAAUGUAUGAGAAAAUUUAAGGAAGAAACUGAUAAAAUCGUCGACUCACGUAAAGAUGAAUUUCGUGGUACUCGAGUAACCAUAAUACCAUCCCAAUCUGAAAUUACUACUGAAGAUUUUGUGCAUAUUGUAAGACCUGUUCCUACCAGAAAUCCUAAUUCCAGAAGGAAUUCAAUGCUUCCUGGUUCUGACAUGUGUAAUGGUGUACUAGCAUUUAACGGUUUAAAGCCUUAUCAGGAACAGAGUCUAGAAAAGUCUCCAGAAUGCGAAUCAAAGAUUCCGGAGAGUCAAGAAAAUGACUUAUUAAGAGUAACCAAAGAAUGUUCUGCAAAGAAAGACAAUUCCCCAGAUUUAUUGAUUGAUGCUCUCAAGACUGAUGAAGUUCCAGAACCAAUAAAAACUUUGAAAACCCUAGCCCUAAAUAACGAGGCAAAACAAACCCAAGUGAAGAAGAUUCAAUCCGAGUUAGAAGGUGCUCAUAAGAGAAUAGAAGAACUCCAAACAACGAUCCACAUAAAAGAGCGCUUCAUAGCAGAUAUGAUUAAAAACUCUGAUGCUCGAGCUAGUGCCAAACAACGUUUUCAACGUAAACGAAGUAAACUUGAGGAGGAGUACUACAAUACCAGGACUCAAUUAGCUCAAGCGGAAAAUGCAUCAUUAUACAAGGACUCUGAUGAAAAAUCAACCCAUAGAAAAGAAAUAGAAUUAUAUAAGAACAUGGCAAUUCACUAUGAGAAGAGACUGAUGGACAUUGAGAUGAUAAAGCAGAUAGCAGGGGACUCUGCAAAGAAGGUCUUGGAGCUGGAGAGUUCUCUGAACUCUUCGAAGAAACAGAUGGAAAAGUUGAAACGCCAACUGAAAAAAGAGGAAGAGAGAAAAAAGCAGCUAGAAGAGGAACUAGCAGAAGACCAGAGGAAGAUACGUGACCUGGAGGAAAAGUACAACCUAACAGCAUCAAAGCUAAAGGAAAUGCAGUCAGAAAGUGAGGACGAGAGAAACAAUAUGAAGUCUCGAAGUGACUCCUGCGAGAAGAAGAAGAAUCUUCUAGAAGUAAGUGCUAGAAUCUCACAUCUGGACCAUGUUCUCAAAGAAAAAUCAAUGGAUCUGGAGAGAACUGCUGACACAGAUGAGAAAGAAGCGUUGCGACAUGAAAUUAGGAAUCUUAGAAGGACCAGAGACUGUUUAGUCGACGAGAAGUGCGACCUGGAUGAAAAGUUCCAGAAGGAACGUACUCUAACGACCGUGGAGGAACGUAAACUCCUAGAGUGCGGUGAAACAAUUGAGGCAAUAGAUGCGAUGAUCGAACAUAAAAAUGAAAUGAUCUGCGGUCGCAAAGGAUUUGACGAGAACCAAGCCAAACGUGAAAAGGGUGAGAGGAUGCUGAUGGAGAGGUUAGCAAAACUAUCAGAUGGCGAAAUGAGAACUUUGUUUUACAAAUACUUCCUGAAGGUAAUUGACCUGAAGGAGAGCUCAAAAAACCUAGAGAUCCAAACGACUGAACUAGAGGCACAUGUUGAGACACAGGAAUGGCACAUCCAGGCUCUAUCCAAUGCCUUGAAGCAGACUAAGUUGGAGGCUGAACGUAGAAUAGUGCUAAUGCAGAGAGAACAUGAAGAAAAACUACAUUUAAUGUUCAGACACUUUGCAGAGGAGACUAGUAGCUCAGGUCAUGAACGUUUAGAUAAAGAUUCAGACCUGGCAAAGUACAAAAGAGAGAAUCGUACACUGCGUAGAAGACUGGCUGAUGUUGAAGCGUUACUGAAAGGACCUAUAGCACCUAGGACUACUAGUCCUGCUAGAAUACCUCAACAAGGACUCAAACAAAUUACACACAAUACCCGACCUACUACUAAAGUCACCAGACAGCGGAACAAACUCAUAAUUCAAAAGACUACUGACUGUGACAGAAGGAAAAAGUAAGGGAUAUUUCGUCAUCCCAUGAUAUUUUAUGUUCGUUACAUUACUUACAUUUGCUCAAUGAUUCUUCAUUUGUUGAAUGAUUCAAAAGGUAAUGUUUUAUAGUUUACUGAUGAAGAAUGUGAUAAUAGCUGAUGGGUCACGAUGCUUAUUCCACAUUAUAGAUGCCAUUUGCUCUCUCUAUUUUUCUGUUAGUAUUUAAUCUAGUGUUCCCUGGCGAUAAUUAAUACCCAAUUAAUUGUGUGAUAAGAUAACUUUGAUUGUAACCUCGUUUACAUGUGCAUGGACCGAUGAAGUAUCUGAUGUAGGAACUUUUUUGGUUUUAUUAUAUUUAAUUUAAAGUGAAUGUUCUGUUAAAGGAAAGCCUUAUAUGCCAAUCUAACUAUACUAAUUUUAUAUACUUACAACGGAUAUUUAUUAGCAGGUAAGAAUUCUUUGGAGAAAUGCAAAGAUUGUGAUGAAUUAUUCAAUUAUAUCAUUGUAUUAGCUAAUCGAAGAUUCUUGAAAGAAAAGAAUAAGAAUCAUUAGCCGUAAGAAGAAAUGUAAAAAAUCCAAUUGUAUGGAUCGCAAUUGUUCUAUGAAUGCCAAAUAUGUAUUAAUUUUAGCAUUCUAGUAUCUUCCCAGUUACACAAUAGAAAAUGGAAUCAGUUUGCUAAUAACAUGUAACAAUCGAUUUAUAAGGUAAACAAUUGACAUUACGCUGCCAUUUAGAUAUCAUGUAUUAAAAAUAGCCUAAGCAAUAGCGAGUGGACAACGUAUCGUUCGCCUAUCAGUGUAUUUACAUUAUUUAUUGUAAUUUUUGUAAAUAAAUUUAUAUUAUGUUGAUGUAAA
Messenger RNA from Cephus cinctus (wheat stem sawfly), 3636 nucleotides. RefSeq names its product kinesin-like protein costa (gene cos). Bases 298 to 2808 code for a protein of 836 amino acids. The transcript has 2 exons. NCBI's taxonomy places the organism in Eukaryota, Metazoa, Arthropoda, Insecta, Hymenoptera, Cephidae. The record is from RefSeq and is a predicted model, not a curated record.